AUGGGAUACAUUCGUGCAAUUUCGCAAGAUGAAGCAGUCAGUUCCUCUGUGCCCCCGAGCGGCAGUGUGCAGUUGGACUUCGAGGUGCUGCAGCGUGAAGCUCGGUUGAAGAUGAAUUUGAAGACCAAGCCCGAGCUGACAGAGACGGGAGACCGCAAGAGCAAUGGUCGCGCCGAGCAGACAUGCCAGUCCAUUCGACAGAUGGCUGGAGUUUUGCUUGAAGAUUACGAAGAUAAGGAUGGUGCGCCUUUAUCAGCUUUGCUUCCAACAGGCCAGAUCGUGGAAUCAGGUGACAUUAAGGCUGUGGAGUUUUCUGUGGAGCAUGACGACAUGCCACACAUGGACGAGCCUCUUGAAUGUCACUUCACGGAAGAGGAGGCAGAUCAGUUUGAGCAGUACUGGGAUUACACUUGCAAUGAGCAGCUUGUUGACGAGUACGAGCAGUUUUUCAGUCCUGAAAGCAUGCUUGAUGCAGUUGACGAGCACUCGAAGAAUUCUUUUCAGCGAGUGGAUGCGAGUGUCUUGUAUUUUCCUGGUACGGACAAAGAACCUCAGUUGGACGAGCAGAGACUGGCAGAACUCGACACAAUAGCAGAGAUGGUCGAGAUUCAAAGGCUCACAGAUAUGGGUGUCUUGCGACAAGUGGAAGACUCUGAGUAUGGGAAAUUGCAGACAUCCCAUAGGAGCCUAAACACGCGCUUUGUGCAUACUUGGCGCUUCAAGCGGGUGAAUGAAGAAGGCAAGUGGCUUCGGCGAGCGCGGCUUGUGGCGAAGGAGUUCAAGCAUUUGGACAAGGAGAGAUUGGGACUUUUUGCACCUUCCAGCAGUGCAAUCAUGUGCAGAGUUGUGCAAUCCUUGUACACCCACCAUCGCCAGAGCAAAGGUUGGAUCAUGUGUUCCUUUGACGUGCAUGACGCUUAUUUGACCGUGGAUCAAAAGAAGCCGACCAUCAUCAGCACAAUCCUUUCAGGAACCAUUUUGUUGAACGGACAGCUUUUGUAUUCGAGCUCUCGCGUGCAGAAAGCAGUUGCUCUUUCAUCUGGAGAGAGUGAAUUUUAUGCCUCAGUGAGCACAGCCUCAGACGCCCUGAUGCUUAAGGCAAUGAUUUCAUUUGCUAUUGACAGCAAUCGUGAUGUGGAGCUGAAGCUCAUCGGCGACAGCGCCGCGGCAAGGGGCAUACAGAGCAGGCGGGGCUGUGGCAAAGUUAGACAUUUGUCUGGCAAGUAUUUGUGGUUGCAAGAAAAGGUCAAAGAUGGUACCAUCAGCCUUGGGGUUGUUGGCACUAAGUGGAACACGGCAGACCUCGGCACAAAGGCUCUUAGCCGACAAAGAAUCCGUUUACUUUUGAGUUUGCUGGACACACGAGAUGAGCUGGCAGACUGCGCAGUUGUGGGAUCAGAUGAAUUUGAUGAGGAGUGCAUGCGGCAUCGCUUGAAAGGUGUCAUCAGGCGUGUCAGCCAGGAGCUUUGUGCGCCUGAGACGUCAUCUCAGAGAAUGAAGCAGGCCAAGCGGUUGGUGAAGCUAGGCCUUUUGCAAUCGGCAGCCGUUGGAGCUGCUGGCACCGAGAACGUGUUGAGCCUGGAGCCCAACACGACAGCGCAGUUGACAGAUGAGUAUCUUUUCCAUGAUGUGCUAUUCGUUUUCCUCGGGCAGCUCACGGAUCACGCGCUGCCCGCCCUUGGCGCGCAGCUUCAGGCUCAAGAACUGCGCGAGCGAGCGGAGCGUGACUUGCGGGUUGUGCUCCGGGAGCAGCAGCUGCCGCAGUCCUCCAGCAGCGGCGGCACUGAUGAGCGCUGGGAUGUGUGCUACGUGCUGCGAGUGCAUCCCAAGGAGACUCGAAGACGAACGUAUUUGGGCCUGCGCGUCUCAACCUCUGGGUCGCUGCGCCGUGCCGUGACCCGCACCUCGGAGUUGCUGUCCCUGCGGCAGAGCAGCCCAAGGGACCAGGCUCUCCUGGACAGCUACCGUGUCCCACCAGAGGCGGGCAUUUGGCGGUGCAAUCUCUUGGAGGCCUUGCCGGUUGGAGUCCCCACCCUGCUCGUGUACAUCUUGGUCUGCAAGUCCUGCAAAUGCGACGCGCAACAGUCGACCAAGGCUGACGCCGAGCGGCAGUUGCCUCCGCAGGUGGAAGCGCUGAUUCGGCCGGGGAUGCUCGGGCCGAGCCGCGUCGGCAAGGAUGUGCCGUCGCCCUCAGAGUUCGCACACCCGGACAUCAUCGGGCCGACGCUGCUGAGCCAACGUGUCGCGGCGUCAGGGUCGGCGGAGCGGCCCGGCGCGAUGAUUCUCAAGCGCUGGCACCAGGAACUGAAGAAACCUUGUGAAGUCCUGGCCGAGCUGAACGGCCGAGAGGCAAUUGCUGCUCCAUCGGCUGGAAAGGACAUGGAGGAUCUUCAGCGAGUCGCGGAUCGUGAUGCGGCGACAGCUGCGCUACGUGCGGCGGUGCAGGCAGCCGAGCCGAAGGCGUUGCAGGCGGCCAUCGAGAAGGCAGAGGCUCGCGGCCCGCCUGACCAGGAACUGAAGAAACUUCUUGAACUCCUGGCCGAGAUGAACCGCCGAGAAGCGGCAAAUGUCGCUUUGGCCAGCGCAGCGAUUGGAAAGGCCAUGGAGGCCCUCAAAGCGGCCAUCGCGGCAGCCAAAGAGAAGAAGGUGAAAGCGGCGUUCGUGGCUGAAGCGGAGAAGAAGUUGCAGGAGCUUCAGCGACUCGCGGAUCAUGAUGCCGCGAUGGCGCUGCGUGCAGCGGCGCAGGCGGCCGAUCCGCAGGCGUUGCAGGCAGCCAUCGAGAAGGCAGAGGCUCGCGGCCUUCCUGACCAGGUACUGAAGAAACCUCGGCAAGAGCUGGCUGAGCUUAAGAUCCGACAAGAAGCAAGGGCCGCUUUGGCAAAAGCAACGGCUGGCAAGAACAUGGAGGACGACUUCGAGCUGAUGGAAGUCCUGGGAAAAGGCGCGUUUGGCACCGUCUUCGCACUGCAGAAGGGCUUCGCCGUCAAGAUCACGGCUGUGCCGAACCAGGAAGAAGCUGCCCUGUGGAAGGCCUGCUCCAGCAGCCCCUUCGUGGUGCGGCUCCACCAUGUCUGGCACGACGAGAUCAGCCUGAUGGUGUGCGAGCGUUGCCAGGAAUCACUGAUGCCGGCACUUGAGCGCGGCUCAGGUGACUGGCGAAGGAUCUUCCGCCAAAUGCUGCUGGGCGUGGCGCACACACAUGGCGUUGGCAUCGUGCAUCGCGACAUCAAGCCUGAGAACUUCUUGUGGGGCGGUCCUGACCACCAGACGCUGAAGCUCUGCGACUAUGGCCUGGCGGUGGAGAUGCCCGCGGGAGCUCUGCUCCGCGAAGUCCGCGGCACUCCCCCGUACAUGGCUCCGGAGCUGGAGGGCGGGUACGACUUCGCGGUGGACAUGUGGGGCAUCGGGGUGAUUGCCCACAUGGUCCACUUCGGGAAGUACCCGUACCAGGGCGUCGAUGCCGCGGCCGUGCGGCGGGCCGUGGUGGAGGACGUUCCGCCUCUCGAGCUCAGCUUUGAGGGGGAGGCUGGGAUCGCCUUUACGCGGGCUCUUCUACGCCGAGCUCCCUCAGAGCGCCCAGCUGCGCGAGAGGCGUUGCAGCACGCGUUUGUGGCGGAGCAUCACGAAGCCUGCUGUCAAAUGGCACCACGUGCUUCUACAAUGCCAGUCCGGAUCAAGCGCGUGUUCGCUUGGUACAUCUUCGCGUGCCUUGCCAUCGCGGUUGCUACCAUCCUUGCAGCAGUGCGGCUUGCCGGAGAGAAGGGGCAGCUCAUGGAUGCGGGCCACGUGUAUUUCAAGGAUGGCACAGGGCCAGUGCCCUCGAAUACCCUCAUGAAGCCAAGAUCUACCCAGGGACCAGAUCGCGUUGCGAUGGGACCAGGACAGGUUGCAAACAACCGGAACCGGAGCUUUUGUAGCAUUAUGAUGCUUAUCGUGGCACGGGGCAUGUUGCAAGUGCAGAGGCGCCCUCCCUGGAGACGGAGCGGAAUCCCUGCGGCCGCCCGGGCCAUGCAGCUGCUGGACGAGGUGGUGGGGCUGGUAGCACAGGCGGAGGAAAAGCGCGUGGCAGCUUCCAAGUUGUGCGGGAUGCGUUUUAAAGGGGUGCGGAACUCGCUGCCGCAGGCCACGCAGAGGUCAUUGCCGGAGUCGUCGUCUUGCCUGCGGAAGGACGCUUUGGGCAACAAGUUGGCACCGUUGGAGGCCGCCUUGUCAUCGAGCGGAGGCGACGGCGGCGAUUUCGACGCUUUGGGCAACCUGGCGCCAUCAGAGGACGCUUUGGGCAACCUGGCACCGUUGGAGGCGACGGCGGCGAUUUCAUGCUCGACCUCUGCGAGAAACGAGUGGAGAUGCUCGACCUUUGCGAGAAGCGAGUGGAGGAGGAUCGGCAGUUCGGCAAGGCGUUUGUGCCCUUGCUCGACUCACCAAAGGGCGCAGUCGACGGGGAGUACGGCGAGCUGCCAGCUUCCAGGCUGGCAGGAAUGAACUACGCGUACUUCGAGUCUACGUAGCGAGCUCCAUCUCCCGGCUUCUCUAGGCCGCGCUUCUGUUUGAAGGCAUCCCUUUUUGAGGUAGCUGUGAUCCGCCAGAAUUUGCGUCAGAUUUGCAUGCCACGACGCCGACGCGCGACGUCGGACGCCGCAUUGUAACGUGUGCUUGUGGGAAGCAGCGCGCAGUAGGCAGUGCAGAAUGAGCGGACGCAUGCGGCCGCUUUGCAAGUGGAAGGUAUGCAUGGAUGC
Molecule: messenger RNA, 4736 nt
Organism: Effrenium voratum
Lineage: Eukaryota; Dinophyceae; Suessiales; Symbiodiniaceae
Source: the annotation of a GenBank genome assembly